AUGCCUACCGCCGUGGUUACCGGCGCCAACUCAGGCAUCGCACAUGAGUUCGUCAAGGUCCUUCUGGGAGAGGGCUACAAGGUUUUCGCUGUCGACAGGGAUCAAGGCGACGGCUUGAGCGCGCUUCAAAAAGCAGGAGCACAGACUUCUGUUCUUGAUGUGACCUCUAUCGACUCUAUUGGAGAGUUCAAGAAGUCUCAGAUCAAAGAUGCACCCCUCGACCUUCUCUUGAACAUUGCAGGUAUUGCAGCAGGCUCUGAUGUGGACGGACUAACCAACAGCACUCUUGACAUCUUUCAGAAGACCUUCGCAGUGAACGCCUAUGGGCCCUUCUUCGUCACGCAGGCCCUCCUGCCGAACCUCGAAGCCGCCACCAAGGCCAAGAUUGGCAUCGUCACGUCGCGUGUUGGAUCCAUUGGCGACAACAGCAGUGGAGGGCAUUAUAGCUACCGGGCGUCGAAAGCAGCCGCGAACAGUAUCGGCAAAUCCAUUGCAAUGGACUUGAAGGACAAGGGUAUUGCCGUACUGCUCCUACACCCUGGCUACGUCAAGACAGGUUUGCUACCAAACGCCACCAUGCCGCCCGAGACAGUACUGCCCAAUGAGGCCGCCGAGAAGCUCUGGCGAAACGUCGUCAAGCCCAAGGGCAUGGAGCAAACUGGCACGUUCUGGCAUCGCGAAGGCUUUGAACUACCCUGGUAG
Cyphellophora europaea CBS 101466 is the source of this 702-nucleotide messenger RNA. RefSeq lists its product as uncharacterized. NCBI's taxonomy places the organism in Eukaryota, Fungi, Ascomycota, Eurotiomycetes, Chaetothyriales, Cyphellophoraceae. Bases 1 to 702 code for a protein of 233 amino acids. The record is from RefSeq and is a predicted model, not a curated record. The transcript is spliced from 3 exons. Gene Ontology annotation, molecular function: oxidoreductase activity, acting on the CH-OH group of donors, NAD or NADP as acceptor.